UCCAUUGAAUCUCUCUUUCUGAGUAAGUAAAGAUCCGAUUCUUGUUUUAACUGUUGGAUUCCUCUUCUCUUCCUCCUCGCCAUGGGCGUUGAGCUGCUUAAGCUGAAACUAACGCCCACCUCUCUCCGUCGGCGCGUGAUCCUACGCGCCCUCGUGAUCGUCUGCGCUUUCUCCGUCGUAUCCAUCAUACGAAACCUCAACGGAGCUUACCAAGGAGAGACUCACCACCACCACCGCCCGCGUAAGGUCGAUGACUGCGCCGUGAACUUCGCGUUUCUUGGUCCGUUUCUCUUCUCCGGCAACGGCUUGCUCUCCAACAGCUUCCUUAAACCUAUCUGGAACUUUAUAGAGUCGGAGAAGUGUAAGAAGAACAUCGACUUGACUACUCAAGUCGUCGCCGAGCUUAAAGGUUUGAACUUGCUGCGUAACGACGCGAAAGCUCUCUGUAUUGGCCGGAGAUCUGUUUCAGCUCUUCUCGCCAUGAACCUGCAAGGGAUCUCUGAUGCUCGUGUAAGCCACGCGCCGCCUGUUUUCGCUUUCAAGCACAGGAAGUUCACUAGUGAGCUACAUUAUGAUGAUGCUUCUUUCGGGUUCGUCCUCUCUAUGGAUUCUGAGACGGUUUCUGUCCCUGCUUCACUUGUUUAUGAAAUCGAGCGUGUGCUUAAGCCUGGUGGAACCGGAGCUAUGCUUGUUGGGUCUGACUCUAACGGGUUGGUUAGAUCCGUCUCGCCUGUUUCUUCACUGCUCAAGAACUCGAGUGUUGUUCAUGUUGCUUCCUUAGGUGAACAGGUUCUUGUUGUGUUCAGGAGACAUGGUGAAGAUAGUAUCCUUUUGGAUCAAUCUCAUCAUCACGAACUUCCGGCUGAUUGUUCAUCUCUGCUUAAUAACAGACCCUACAUUGGGUUGUUGGAGCCUCUUCUCGAGGAGAAACGGUCGGAUUUUGAGAGAAGGAUCCAUUACUUGCCUGAGUUCAUUGACGUCUCUUCUAGGAAGAGACUGGUUUAUAUUGAUAUUGGAGCAGCGGAUCAUCUCACACCGAGGUCGAAUUGGUUCUUCCCCUCGUACCCUAUCGACAAGAAAGCUUUUAACAGCUAUUUUGUGCAUCACAACACAUCUAUAUUGACUUCUUACGUCAAAAGUCCUGGUGUAACCUUCAUCUAUCAUCCAGGACUGGCAGGAACAGGAACAGUAGCUACCCGUGGAGAGCAAGAAGAUGAACCUUUUGUAGAAGAUGACAGCUUUGAUUUUCUAGCAUGGUUCAAGGAAACAGCGAGCUUUGCUGAUUUCUUGGUUUUGAAGAUGAACACAAGCGAGGCAGAGCUGAAGUUUCUAGCAGAGCUGAUAAAGACAGGUGCGAUAUGCUCAGUUGAUGAACUGUUUCUUCACUGCAGUGGGUACGGAGACUGCACUAGUGUCAUAAAGAGCCUCAGAAGCAAUGGGGUCUUUGUUCAUCAGUGGUGGGAAGACUAAGAGCUUCAGCUAAAAGAAGCUUAAAAAACUAAAACUAUGUCGUUUAAUAAGUUUAUGUUGUGUUGUUUUUCUAUGUUUGCUACAAUAUUUGCUCAUGUAUAAGAGCAAAGCUGUAGAAGUUAGCUCCAGCGACCCGGCGCUUCUAUGGUUUAAUCUAAAAUAAGCAGUCGCCAUUAUGAACUGUGUACGUGUUUUUCAAUGAAGUUGCUAUGUUGUGUGUUUC
Brassica oleracea var. oleracea is the source of this 1693-nucleotide messenger RNA. RefSeq lists its product as uncharacterized. NCBI's taxonomy places the organism in Eukaryota, Viridiplantae, Streptophyta, Magnoliopsida, Brassicales, Brassicaceae. The transcript has a single exon. The coding region runs from base 82 to 1470 and encodes 462 amino acids. The record is from RefSeq and is a predicted model, not a curated record.